AGGCCUCGAUUCUCAGGCAUGUCAUUCUUGUCUAUCGCCGUCAUCGCGAAAGGUUAUUUCGAUUCUACUUUCAGUUACUUAGAGUAUCCAGCUUAUAAAAGGCCACAUUCUUACCCCCAUCCCCUACUGCUCGCGGCAGCAUACUCGCUCUCGAUCGUCUACCGAAAUCAUGCCAUGACGAGACUCCCUAUGGUGUUUACUAUCCUCAAUCUGGUAUCAGCACUGAUUCUCAACUACAUGGUGCUACUCGUUCAUGUAGUGGCUCCAUGGUCGUCCCAGGACCUGUCCUCGAAUCAUUGGACGGCAGAGGGAUGUCAACUCAAGAUACCGUCAAUGCAAUAGCUCGCAAGCAACGACUUACGCAUAGUCCAGCAUUGAUUGUUCCGCUCAAGAAUCGUCAACUAUAUUCGCUGUGGCAUCGAAAUACGAAUGCAACUAUUGUGGCAAAGGCUUAGUCGACUCAGCAGUUUGAGAAUCAGUCUUUCGGUAAUUUCUCAGCUUGCUCAUCUAACCCAUACGACUUUCUUGCAACCUUGUCCAGAUACAUCUCAGUAGCCAUGCGGGUGAAAACGAGCUUUCCUGUGCACCUCCUAAGUUUGUGGACGCGGUUUCAGUAUCUCGAGCAACAUGUGCAGGUUCGUGCCUCUGGACCGCUGCCAGAAGAGCGACUAACAUUCAAGGGAAAAAGAAAGUGUGCUUUGGUACAACUCUAACUCACAUGUCACCGACUUGUCAGACUAACCAUGAUAAUCAUCCCUCGAAAAGCUAGGAAGAUAUCAGCCGACGCUGGAUAACAAAACAUGUGCAUUAAAGAACAGCAAGACAUCAUAAC
Molecule: messenger RNA, 832 nt
Organism: Serpula lacrymans var. lacrymans S7.9
Lineage: Eukaryota; Fungi; Basidiomycota; Agaricomycetes; Boletales; Serpulaceae
Exons: 2
Coding region: 19-342 (107 amino acids)
Source: RefSeq, a predicted model, not a curated record